UAGAAAGACCUUCCCUCAUACUGUACCUAGGCGCCGACAACCCUGCCCUGCCUCGCCUGCUCAAUGCUCACCCUUUAUCCCGCCCCCAGUGCUUGUCAGAAUGGCUUGGCUGACAGCGCUGAUCCCAAGCCGUUGGUCGGGGGUUUUCACGCGGGCCAGCCCAUGGGCCACAGCGGAGUGGACCCUGAAAAAUGAGCUAAAGAUCGAGCGGCGCGGCACGGACUUGGGGCUAUUCGGACUACACACCCUCUCCUUUGGAGAUUUCUGCAGCUGCUUAUCCAUCCAUCAGUAUCGAUUUGCAUCCAAUCCCUGAUACUGGUAUAUCUUUGUCCUUGUCUUUGGCUUUGUCGCACUCUGCAUCCUAGAUGAUUCACUGCCACGGUUACUAAGACUAAGACUAUCAAAGACGCUCUUGAUUUUCAGGAUGAGUGCGUGAGAAACAGCCACAAAAUUCGCGAAGAUAGAAGCUGCACGAUGCACCUCCACGGCACAGCUCAGCAGCUGCUGCUGACGAAUUGUACAUUCGUGCUAUCGCCAGCUCGAUUGUUCUCUCCAUUUCAUCCCAUCUCAUCCAAUCGCACGAACGGGUUGAGAAAGUUCGAUAGAUAGGCUUACGGACAUCAAUCCAAUCCAUCGCGCAUAGACCCCACCACGUACCCAAGCAUGCACAUCGAAGGCGUGUCGUCCCAAGCAACCAGAUACCAACACCACGCACAUGGUCCCCUGCCCGGCCCGUCGAUGGGCUGGCUGGCUGGCUGGCUGGCUGGCUGGCUAGAAGGAAGAGGCACAGUCUUCUUGAUGGCCCGUCUCACUACUCCAACCCGUCUGGGGAAGUCAGCAUGCAGCUGGGAUAUUGAUUACCUGGAUCUAGAUCUGGAUGAGGCUGGUGGAGUCGAGUGGAGGGGUAAGCCAGUGUCAGCCCUGCAUGCGACUCUGCCACAUGGGAAUUGGAGUUUGGUUUCAAGGAUUGUCUGGCGCGAACUCAUCGACCAUGCGAGAGGGACUGAGAAUCCUGGUUGUGUCUCUGCUUGCAGCUGCUAUCAAGACUUCGCCUAGUAUCAGGAUGUCGUAGUGCUGCAUCUAUUUGGGGGCCCGUGGCUGAAGAGUCUCCAUAUUGAUGGUAGCACUCCUCAUUGGCUUCUUCGUAUACUUCCUGGUCUGCGUACAUUCAGUGGAUCUCGAUCGUGCGUGGGAAAGUGGGAAGUGCAAAAGAAGUCCGAGAGAAAGCAUAGGUUGAUAGAUCUUUGCUGGGAGCAGUCGAGUAAGAAGUGUGGUUGUAUUACCAAAAGCCUCGUCUUGCUUAUUCUUUCAACUAAUCUCCCUAUCAGCUGGAGAGGUACUUCACGUCUCCAAAUCUGACCAGUGAAGCUCAAGAAAGGAUUUCUCCGUCGCGGUAUCCAUGAUCCGGGUUCCAGGGACAAGGGUAGUUGACACCAUCCAUUUUCUGUGUUCUCGACCCGACCGUUUUCAAUUCCCUCGAUAAGACCUGCUCUUCAAGGAUCCUGUCCCGCUCUGUCCAAGCCUACAUAGCCGCCAGGACACAUCUCUACCGCUGACCAUCCUUGCUUUGCCGCGAUCAUGAACUAGCGCGAUAUCGUAGCCCAAAGCAUCACCACUUUGGGACAACGGAGGCAGCUCUGCUCAGAAAUUCCCUCACUUCAGCUGACUCGAAAUAUCAAAAUGGAAGUUUUAGACGGAAAGACUUGACUUGAUACCCUCUAGACCUGAUACACCCUACUUCGGCCCGUGAAUGAUCAUGGGUCAACAGCUUGCAAGCUCCGUCCGAACAAGCAUCUCGGUCAAUACACUGCCAAGUAUUCCCUAGACUUGCAGAUCUGCACCACUUCGAUAGCUUACAAGAUCUAUUGUGGCCUUUUGGAGGGCUUGGAAAUAUCAGACUGGGAACAGGAUCCACAUCUGCUCCCUCGUACCAGAUCUGAUUUCUGUGGGGAUCCAAUCUGGGUUUGCCAUCCGUGAAACUCGAUCUCGCAAGUCUUUGUUUUCUCCUACCUUUUAUGUACCUUGCCAACGGGUGUACCGGUUACGCAAGGACGGCGACCACUGCAGCUCGUGUUCGACCGAUUGUCGGACGAUGCGUUGGGUAGGUCAACAUAACUUGACUUAUUCAAGUAUGUGCAAGUCCAAGGAAUAUGUGCGAGUGUCAGGGCAAGUGCCAGGGAGAAGUGUGGAGCGAAUAGAGGCUCCAAUAGAAACCCCCAAUGAAUGAGGCGUAGUUGGCUAUCCGAUAAUCGCACUUGACUCAUGCCGACUGAUUCACGGAUCGAUCAGUCGUCUGGUUAAUCAAUACGUAAGGCUGCGCUCUCACUUGACCACCUUUUAUAGCUUGCCCUCCCUCAAUAACUUCCACAAAAUCUCGACCCGCUAUCCAUCUUGACUAAACACCUCCACUUCAUCGAGUCAUUCUUUCAUACCCCUUUACUUUUUAACUACUGUUUGUACAAGCCCUCAGCUACACUACAAGCACAGGCCAGCAUGGCAACUCUUCAUGAGGAUGAGAGUUCAAGUGGAACACCCUCACCAGUUACAUCCAACGCUCCUUCAGGUACUCUCACAAGAAUGUCAUCCUUCGAGCUUCACCCUCCUGCCACAGGCCCACAACUAGGCGACGUCCUUGUCGUCGGCGGCUGUGGCUUCCUCGGCCAUCACGUCGUCAAGUUCCUUCUCAAAGAAACCACAUGCACAUCCAUCUCUGUCAUGUGUCGAUCGCCCUUCAAGAACCGUUAUGAAGGCGUCACCUACUACAUCGGAGACGUCACGAACCUUGAACACUGUCGCCAUGUUAUGAACCAAGUCCGUCCAAAGGUCAUCUUCAACACAGCCUCGCCUCACGCCUACAAAGACCACGAACAUGUCCCAGACAUCUUCAAGGUCAACAUCAACGGCAACCAGAACCUGCUCGAAGCAGCUGUUGAAACUGGUACCAUCCAAGCAUACGUCUACACAUCCUCAGGCCCCAUCAUCGCCGGCUCAGGAGGCGGCUAUGAUCAUGCCGAUGAAACAUUCCCAACACUCGCCGUUCCAGCCAUCAGAAAAGGAGAUCCAUACCACGUUGCCAAGGCUCUCGGCGACAAGAUCGUUCUUGAAGCAAAUGGCAAGCAUGGAAUCCGAACAUGUUGUAUCCGCCCUACAGCCUUGUACGGCGAAGGAGAUGGUCAAAUGAUUGGCCCAGUCAUCGAUGCUCUCGAGGCUGGCCAAACAGGUAUCUGGAUGGGCUACAAUGAUAUAGACAUGGACGUCGUCUAUGUCGGUCAUGUUGCCAUUGCUGAAGUCCUCGCUGCCAAAGGUCUUCUCGUCGAGAUGAGCGAUCCAAAAGCCCCAAAGGUUGCAGGUGAAGCAUUCAACAUCACAGACGACCAACCUUCUCCCCCUCUGACUUUCUUCCGCAAAUACUGGGCUCUGGCUGGUGAUCAUACACCUCUCAGCAGCAUCUGGUAUAUUCCUCCCAUACUGGUUCUGAUUAUGGCUCACAUUGCGGAGUACAUCGUUUGGGCUACCACAUGGGGAAAGCUGCGUCCUACGAGUCUGAUUCUGGAACGUAUGGAGUUCAUUCUGUACACUCGCACAUAUUCCAUCAAGAAGGCACGUGAGCGUCUUGGUUUUGUACCGUGGGAGGAUCAGCCAUAUGCCAAUCAAGAGGAAGCUCUGAAAGGCUCGGUGGACUGGUAUCUCCUGCCUGAAAAUCAUGGUCCUGUCAAGACUGGCACUUUUCCAUCAUGGCCCGAAACACCAUUCAAGCUCAUUUCCACAACCGGUGCUCUCACCACCCCCAACAUCCCCCAAAACCACCAUUGUAUCGCCAACGCGCGCUUCAUGGCCCAAACCCACAACACCAUCUUCCGCGCUCUCAACAGCAUCUACGCACACUCCUACCAUGUCCAGCCCUCCACCGACUCCGCAACCCACCUCCUCUCCUACUGCAGCAUAACCUACGACUUCAUGCACCACCACCAACUAAUUGAAGAAUCGCACUACUUCCCCGAAAUCGAGCGUGUGACCGGCAUCAAGGAACUCAUGUCCGAGAACCUAUCUCAACACAAAGCCAUGGACAAAGGCAUGGAAGCGUUCCGUCGAUACGCGGAGACGACUCUCAAGGAGGAGUUUGAUGGAGCCAAGUUGAGAGCUGUGAUUGAUCAGUUCAAGGAGCCGUAUGAGAAGCAUCAGCAUGAGGAGAUUGCGACGAUUCUGGGGCUGGGAAAGGUUAUUGAGAGUAAGGUGUUGAAGGGUAUUGAUAUGCGGAUGAGGGAAGAGGCUGAGAGGCAGAGUGAUGUGUUUAAAGCCGCCCCCUUCGUAUUCACCGCCCAAGACUCCACAUUCACGCUCGACUCCCACCCCUCCACGGGCUCAAUCUCCUACCCCCCUCUCAACCCCCUCACCCGCCCCAUAAUCCCAUACAUCAUCUCCCUGAUCUUCUACCCCCGCCACAGCUCAGCCUGGGCCUUCGCACCCUCCACGAUCCACGGCGCUCCGAAACCUCUACCUAGUUCUACCAACGCAAUGACGAGUGGGAAGAAUGGGAGUGGGAAGAGAGUGGGGAAGAUGGGGGAGUUUGUUGAUGGCGAGGAGCUGUAUUGUAAGGGUGUUAGUGGGGCGUGGGUUUGGUGGGAUGCGGUGCUUGAGAGGGUUGGGGGGGAGGAUGGUGUGAGACAGGUUGUGCUUGCGGUCGUUGUGUUGGUUUUGGCAAGGGUUUGGUAUGGUUAGGUGGUUGUGAUGGGUGUGGGAUGUGGAGGAUUUGAUCUUGCUUUUGCUUUUGCUUUGUAUUUGCUUACUUACUUGCAUUGAGGAUGGGACUUGCUGUCGGGAUGGUGAUGGAUGAUCAUGGUCUGGAGUGAAGUAGCGGUACCGUUCGGCUCGUUGAUUGUGGAUGGUAUUUUACUGCUCUGCUCCGCUCUGUUAUUGGUCGUCUGGUUCUUCAAUGUGGCAAUGGAUGAGUUUAUUCGGGAUUAUAGGCAUUGGCGUUUGCAGGCACAUUCGCUUACUCAAUCACUCCCUUGAUCAUGAUCAUGUCCUCCUUCGCUUGUUCCUGCGAAGCGUUUUAUCUGCGUGUUUGCUUUCUGAUCGUGUCUUCGCAUGGCUUACUCGCUAUAUCAUGGAGCAGUCUCUUUUUUCAUGUCAUACUAGCACAGGAGACACGACUACCGAUGCGUUCCUUUUGUUUUCUCUAUUUUGGUUUUGGCUUAGCACAGUUUGGCGGGGGACUUUGAUACCAUUGAUGUACUGAAAACAGUCUCGUUAUUUGCUUAGUAAUUGUGGUGAUAGUCUAUGGACGAAAAAAAUGCAAUCUAUGAGCUUUGAACAUUCUGAUGUUCUGUGCGAGAACUUCUGUGGAGGUUCCGAGGAAUACCGUAGGUCGUUGUGAAUUUCCAAGAUAGAAUUCCUUGAAGAUAUCUCAAGUGCACUCAUCUGCGUACAUCAUACGGUUACGCUGAAGCAACAAGCCAUUUUUCAUUUAUUCAAUCCCUCUUUUCUUUCCUCUCUACAUCAUUCUGGCAUGGCAUUCAGUG
Molecule: messenger RNA, 5522 nt
Organism: Cadophora gregata
Lineage: Eukaryota; Fungi; Ascomycota; Leotiomycetes; Helotiales; Ploettnerulaceae
Exons: 4
Coding region: 2494-4719 (741 amino acids)
Biological process (GO): steroid biosynthetic process
Molecular function (GO): 3-beta-hydroxy-Delta5-steroid dehydrogenase (NAD+) activity
Source: RefSeq, a predicted model, not a curated record